Molecule: messenger RNA, 1941 nt
Organism: Phycodurus eques (leafy seadragon)
Lineage: Eukaryota; Metazoa; Chordata; Actinopteri; Syngnathiformes; Syngnathidae
Gene: mcoln3a
Product: mucolipin TRP cation channel 3a
Exons: 12
Coding region: 112-1869 (585 amino acids)
Cellular component (GO): plasma membrane; lysosomal membrane
Molecular function (GO): NAADP-sensitive calcium-release channel activity
Source: RefSeq, a predicted model, not a curated record
CACACGAGUGUCACCGUCGUGGUUCUUACAGUGUACUCUACUUGUGUACUGAAAGCUGCCUCAUCAAUGCACAGCCACUUUCGAUUGCUUUCUCAGUGACUGCUCGGUGCCAUGGAGGAGUCGGAGCCCCUUUUGGGUUCCCGCUCGGAAGAGAGAAGGCCCAACAGCUGCUGCAGAUGGAGCCUUCGCACACCCAACAUGGACCCCAGGGUGGUGGAGGACCUGAGGCGCAGGCUCAAGUACUUCUUCAUGAACCCAUGCCAGAAGUACAAAGCCCGGGGCCGCAAGCCGUGGAAGUUGAUGCUUCAAAUAUUAAAAAUCGUCCUCAUCACCGCCCAGCUGGUCUCGUUUGGACUGAGCAACGAGAUGAUGGUCACCUUCAAAGAGGAAAAUCUGAUGACGUUCCGAUACCUCUUCCUCAAAGGAUACAAGGACCACCGUCAGGGAGGGCACGUUUUGCACACGAAAACGGACGUGUACGACCACAUCUCCUACAUCAUCGAUAGGUACAUCAAUCUCCAAAACCUGACAGUCGGAAAUCUGGCUUACGAGAGGACUGAUGGUGAGUACACGCCUCUGAUGGUCUGCCAAGAGUUUUACAGAAACAGCAACAUUGACCCUGGAAACGAGACCUUUUACAUCGAUCCACACAUUGACACAGAUUGCUUUUCCAUCUACCCCGUGCUGUCACUGGACAACGGCAGUCUGGCGACGCCCCUGAACUUUUCUUUGGACUUCAGGAGGCUGCUGUCAGUCAACGUUUACUUUACGCUGAAAACCAUCAAUCUGCAGACCGUCAGGCACCACGAGCUUCCCGACUGUUACGUCUUCCGCGUGGUGGUCAGUUCCCACCGACGCCAUUGUAGAAUAUCGAACAAAAUGCCACCGACUCGCUCUCUUUGCUUUUUACGACAGAUCAUGUUUGAUAACCACGCUCACAGCGGAAAUAUCCAGGUGGCGGUUGAAAACGACGUCACCAUCAACGAAUGCAGGGAUUGGAAUGUGGAGGGCACUUCCGGGAAAAACGAUUACCUCCUGCUCUCCUUCGAUUCCGUGGUCAUCCUCGCCUGCUUCGCUUCCCUGGUUCUCUGCUUGCGUUCUGUUAUCAACGGCAUCCAGCUGCAGUUUCAGGAGUUCAACACAUUCUUUCACGCCUACUACAACAAAAUUGUGACCAUGUCUGACCGCAUGGAGUUUGUGAACGGCUGGUGCAUCCUCAUCAUCAUCAGCGACACUCUGACCAUCGCCGGCUCGACUUUCAAGAUCGGAAUACAGACAAAGUUCAUGACGAGCUACGACGAGUGCAGUAUCUUGCUGGGCAUUGCGACCAUGCUGGUGUGGGUGGGCGUGAUUCGGUACCUCGGUUUCUUCAAGAAAUACAAUAUCCUGAUCUUGACUUUGAGAGCAGCCUUCCCAAACGUGAUCCGAUUCUGCUGUUGUGCAGCCAUGAUUUACCUCGGCUACUGUUUCUGUGGCUGGAUUGUGCUCGGGCCAUACCACGACAAAUUCCGAACGCUGGACAAGGUGACCGAGUGCCUCUUCUCGCUGGUCAAUGGCGAUGACAUGUACGCCACCUUCAUGAAGAUGCGCGACAACGGCUACAUGGUGUGGCUGUUCAGCCGCCUCUACCUCUACUCCUUCAUCUCCCUCUUCAUCUACAUGGUGCUCAGCCUCUUCAUCGCGCUCAUCACGGACACCUACGAGACCAUCAAGCAUCACCAGCAAGAAAAAGUGCCGGUGUCCCAGCUCCAGGCUUUCAUAGCAGAGUGCAGGGACGAGCCCGAGUCCGGAUGCUACCAAACUGACGAGGAGCCUUUUUCCUGCAGCCUCUUGGCUUGCUGUUGCUGUGGAUGCAGAAAGAAGAUCUGACUGCUCAUUGCUCAUUGUCAUGGUCAAUCUAUUUUGGAAUUAAACUGUGUGCAUAAGGAAAUGCACUGUCUA